AUGGUUCAUCUAUCCUUCGGACCGUUCGUUUGUCUUGCUUUCUCAGCUCUUUCACUCGCUGCGAAUGUUCCACCGACAACAUCUGGAACUCAGGCACUAGAUUAUCCUCCGGGGGACAAAAUUGCACCCAAAGUCUUCAUAUUCAGUAUGUUUAAGGAGGAGGAAGAUGUAUGGUAUAAUAUCCCGGAGUUCGAUGUCCUGGCUCGCAACAUUACAGUACCCGGACUCUCGCCUCUAUUUCCCGAGGCCCAUUGCACUGAAGAUGGUUCCAUUUGUCACAUGACUAUCGGCGAGGGAGAGAUCAACGCCGCUGCUUCAGUCACCUCCCUCAUCUAUUCAACAAUCUUCGAUCUGAGGCGCACAUACGUCCUCAUUGCUGGGAUCGCUGGUGGUAACCCAAAGUUGGUCACGACAGGAUCAGUAACAUUCGCACGUUAUGCUGUUCAGGUGGCAUUACAAUACGAGGUUGACGCGAGGGAGAUUCCUUCCUCUUUCACGACCGGAUACUUUGGGCAGGGUACUACCGCUCCAGGUCAAUAUCCCUCCGAACUUUACGGUACCGAAGUCUUCGAAGUAAACGACGCGCUUCGUCGGAUCGCGCUUGAUUUUGCUCAAAAAGCCAAUUUGAGCGAUUCUCAAGAAGCACAAGCUUACAGGUCGAAUUAUAAUACGUCGUCAGUGUUUUCUGCUGCCACCCAACCCCCAGGCUUUGCUCUAUGCGAUACAGCCACCGCAGACACCUACUGGGCUGGCAACCUGCUUGCCGAAGCGUUUGAAAACACGACGACAUUAUGGACGAAUGAGACUGGAGUGUACUGCUCAACCCAGCAGGAAGAUAACGCCACUCUCGAAAGCCUCUUGCGCGGGAACAUUUCUGGCUCGCUCGAUUUUUCCCGUGUGAUGAUCAUGCGAACCAUCUCUGAUUUCGACCGGCAGUUUCCUGGUCAAGAAGCUGUGGACAAUUUGUCCGUUGACCAGGCUGGUUUCGAUAUUUCUGUGACGAACAUCUAUCUGGCUGGUGUUCAGAUCGUGCUGGGGAUUGUUAAUGGCUGGGAGCGCCAGUUCAAGGAUGGUGUCAACCCGGAUAACUACGUUGGCGAUAUACUGGGUUCUUUGGGAGGUCAGCCUGAUUUCGGUCCGGGGAAUGUCUUUGAGGGUGGAAAAGCGCCUUCUGGGAGUUCGCUUAGGCGACGAAGGAUUCGAAUUUGA
This is a messenger RNA of Marasmius oreades (fairy-ring Marasmius), 1209 nucleotides long. RefSeq lists its product as uncharacterized. Gene Ontology annotation, biological process: nucleoside metabolic process; transmembrane transport. Lineage: Eukaryota; Fungi; Basidiomycota; Agaricomycetes; Agaricales; Marasmiaceae. The transcript has 2 exons. Gene Ontology annotation, cellular component: endoplasmic reticulum. The record is from RefSeq and is a predicted model, not a curated record. Gene Ontology annotation, molecular function: catalytic activity. Bases 1 to 1209 code for a protein of 402 amino acids.